This is a messenger RNA of Tripterygium wilfordii, 885 nucleotides long. RefSeq lists its product as uncharacterized. The coding region runs from base 1 to 885 and encodes 294 amino acids. The record is from RefSeq and is a predicted model, not a curated record. NCBI's taxonomy places the organism in Eukaryota, Viridiplantae, Streptophyta, Magnoliopsida, Celastrales, Celastraceae. The transcript has a single exon.
AUGAUCUCCACUCUUAAGAGCUUGGGGAACAAGGUGCAGUGGCCUAGCAAAAUGAGGUCCCCAGCUGACCGUCGGGACUCAUCGAAGUGGUGCGAUUUCCACCAAGACCAUGGCCACACCACUCGGGAUUGUCGAGGUUUACACGAUGAAGUUAUCGAGUUGUUGAACCGUGGGCACCUCAAAGACGUGUUGACCGCAAAGGGUAAAGAAACCAUGGCCAGAAGGAUUGAUCGAGAGCUGACACCACCGACUCACCCGAAGCCAAAAGGGUCAGUCGGAGUCAUUAUCGGUGGUUCUGAGAUCAGCGGCAUAUCGCAUUCAGCUGCAAAGAGAAAUGCCCGGAAGGCUGUGAAUCCAAUCCUACGAUCCACCGAACUUGUCGUACCACCGUCCGGACAAAUGAUAAGUUUUAUUGAUGAUGAAGCCACGCAAUUACUCAAUCCACAUCACGACGCUUUGGUAAUAUCUAUUCUUGUUGCUAAUUACACUAUUAAACGUGUCUUGGUUGACAAUGGCAGCUCGACGAAUGUCCUAUUCCUAGGUUGUCUCAAGGCAAUGGAAAUCGAUGAAUCCCAUAUCAUUGGCCGGUCAACAAUACUCCUUGGGUUCAGCGGGGAGCAGGUAUACAGUCUGGGGGAGAUCGCUCUGCCGGUUUAUACCGAAGGAAUAAAUCUCAACACUAACUUCGUAGUGUUAAAAGGCUCUUCGCCGUAUAACAUCAUACUCGGUCGACCAUGGAUCCACGAGAUGAAAGCAAUCCCUUCGACGUACCAUCAACUGAUACGUUUCCCUACGAAAUGGGGAGUCAAAGAGAUUAGGGGAGAACAACUUGCUUCACGGAACUGUUACACCAGUGCCUUGAAAGGGAAAACAAAUGACUUAUAG